Diorhabda sublineata is the source of this 1951-nucleotide messenger RNA. Its product is annotated as PRKR-interacting protein 1 homolog. Lineage: Eukaryota; Metazoa; Arthropoda; Insecta; Coleoptera; Chrysomelidae. Gene Ontology annotation, biological process: negative regulation of protein kinase activity. The transcript is spliced from 3 exons. Gene Ontology annotation, molecular function: double-stranded RNA binding; protein kinase inhibitor activity; protein kinase binding. Gene Ontology annotation, cellular component: nucleolus. Bases 21 to 608 code for a protein of 195 amino acids. The record is from RefSeq and is a predicted model, not a curated record.
ACCUGGAAAAUAGUUUUAUUAUGAAAAUUAUCUUCGAAUUAACAGAAUACAUUUCCAUCAUGGGUGGAGAUACGGACACAGAUGAUAAAGAUGAACCUAAGCCAAUUAUAAUUAGAAAUUGUACAGAUUUACAAAGAUUAAAACUUGAAAAAUUGAUGAAAAAUCCUGAUAAACCAGUAAUUAUUCCAGAAAGACCGAAAGAACGAGGUGUUCCAAACGUGCCUGAUUUUGUAAGAAAUGUAAUGGGGUCCAGCGCGGGGGCCGGCUCUGGUGAAUUUCACGUAUAUAGACACCUCAGAAGAAAAGAGUACGCUAGACAAAAAUAUAUGCAAGAAAAAGCUCAUAUGGAAAAAUUAGAUGAAGAAUAUCACAAAAAAAUCGAAGAAAAUAGGAAACUUGCUGAAGAACGAACUGCAAAAAAACGACUAAAAAGACUAAAGAAAAAACAAAAGAGAAAGAAAAAACCAAUUAAAUCACAAAAAAAGGAGUCAUCGGCAUCUGAAAGCAGCGAAGAUAAUUCUGAAGAAGAGGAUAAGCCAUCUGAGGCAAUGCAGACUAGUGAAAUUGUUGAACAGGACAGUGUACAAAAUGAAAGUAUUGAAAAUUGAUUAUGUUAAAAUACAUUUAAUAAGUUUUAAUAUCAAAAUGAGAAUUUUUUUUUCAUAGGAGAGUCAGUCCUUUUCUUAUUACAUUUUCACUUUAUAUACCACUUCAUUUUCGGUUAUUCAUAGCUUUUUUAUUCAAUUAUUCACCCCCAUUCUUUCCAAAUCCAUCUCAACCUCUACAAUCCAUAAAGCUCCUAUAGAAUUAACUAACUAGUCUCCUAAAGAAAUUUUCGGUACAUUAGAACUACUAUGUACACUAACUAACAAGUCUCCUAGUGAAAUUGCCCGGACAUUAGAACUACUAAGGAGCUCCUAUAUCUAGAAAUUUUAUAGACUUAAACACCAGUGAAAUGAGGUAAAGAAGAGGAUCUUUCAUUAAAGAAAGCUCCUACAGGACUAACUAACUAAAACGGCAGCACAAUAAGAUGGAAAAAUAGUUUUCUCAAUGAAGUAUGUAGAAAACUAAAAUUUCAGCAAAAUGAGCCUUUUUCAAAAGAAAGUAUCUAUAGGUCCCCUAAUGAAAUGUUCUGUACAUUUGAACUACUAUGUCCAUAUUACAACAAAAUAGAACAGUUGGGGUUGAAGAGAAUCACUGGCUAUAAAAGCAAUGGAGAAAGCUUCUCGUCAAAUAUUACAGAGCCCUAAAACUAAAUUGAAAUGAGGUGAAGAAGUAGCUUUUUCAAUGUAGGGAGCUUCUACUAGAUCUACAAAUGUAGUGGAUUUUAACACCAGUUGAAUUAGGUAAAAAAAGAGGGUUCUUCAUUAUACAGGAUCAAAUAACUAAAAUGGAAGGAUAAUAAGGAGAAGAAAUAGUUCUUUAAAUGAAGAAAGUAUGCAGAAAACUGAAAUUACAGCAAAUUGAGGUUUUCUCGAAACAGAAAGUUACUACAAGUUGAAUUAAUCUAGAAAGUAGCAUUUCUGCUUAUUCGUAUCCUUUUUUUCCAAUUCCACUCAUCUCCAACCACCGUUCGUUGUCCUAGCUUCCAGUCUUUGCUCUAAUAUAUCAAUUAAUUAAUUAAACUUAAUAUAUAGGUAUUGAUUUAAAAGAAACACUUUUUAUCCAGUUUAUUAAUUUAAUUGAUCUGCCCAAAUCAUAAAUUUAGGUAUUUACAUAAUGUACACAUUUCUUUUUUGGAGACAGGUAACUACCUAUAUAAGACAAACUUACAAGAUAGAUAUACAAUUAUUAAGAGUAUUUUUUUGUUCUUGGAAAAUAUGAUACAAAAAAUAAGCGUAAUUUUUUUUACAUAUUGUUACUAAUUAAAAAAGUAUUAUAAACAUCACUAAUAUCUAAACUAUAUAUAUAUAGGUAGUUGCAAGUACAAAUAAAUUUUUUUAUGUUAAAA